GGCUGCGUGCAUGUGGCCCUAAAGACAGAGCGUGCGUAAUGGAGAGCUGGAGAGCGAUAAAAGGAGACUUCCUUCCUCGCCUGGGAGUCAGAGCGCUGCGGCAUGGAGCUAUGCCCGGGCUGAACCUCAUUCGGCCACCACCUUAAGGCACCAUGUUCCCGCUGCUCGCCUCUCCUGCUUCUUGGUGGUGCUCGCCGCUGGUGACGGGGACCUCGCGGCAGAUGACGGACACUGCGAUGGCACGCUCUGCUUCGCGGUUUUUCUCAAAACCUUUAGAUUUUCCAAACGGGCGCGGGGACCAGUGUCCGAGUUUGCGGGACACCUAAUGACGGUCCAGACCGCUGACAUCCAACGCCGUGCUGCGGGGCUGUUGCGCGGGGUCCGGGCCGCAUGGGUGGGCCUGUCCCGGGCCGCCGGUGUGUCAGGAAGAGGCGGCCCGCUGCGGGGGUUCCGCUGGGACACGGGCGACACGGCUCAGACUUCUCCAACGGGACCGCGGCGGCUGCAGACCGCUCGGGCUGCGCGCGCCGAUGCGUUUCGGUCUCGAGCGAGGACGGUUUCAAGUGGUCCGUUGGUUCCUGCGACGCGCGCGCCGCGGGGUUUCUGUGUGAGUACCGCCGCAGAGACGCGUGCGAGCCGCCUGGUGCGUUGGGGACCUACACGCGCCCUCCUUACGCAGGACGGAGCGGCGACGCAGAGCCGCGGCCCCACGGCACCAUCUUCACACGUGACUCCGACGGCGCCACGUCCAUGUGUCUGUCCGGGGAGUGGGUGCGCACGCCGUGGCCCUGUGGGAUGAAGGGGGGCGGGUGCGAGUUCGAGUGCGGCGGGACCGAGGACCACCCGGUGUGUCUGUGCCCCCCGGGGCGGGCGCCGAGCGGGGAGGACCCGGCUGUCUGCGCCCCGUUCCGGGGGGGGGACUCCUGCCGGGCCCUGGGCUGCGCCCACGGCUGCGGGGGGGCCCCUCCGGCGUGCGCCUGCCGCCCCGGGUUCCUCCUGGGCGGGGACGGCCGAUCGUGCCGGGAGGCGGGGCCGGCCCCCAGGGGCCUGCGGGACUGCGACCGGGGGUACCGCUCCACGGUGGCAGACGACUGCGUAGACGUGGACGAGUGCCAGGACGCGCCCUGCGAGCAUCAAUGCACCAACACGCGCGGCAGCUUCACCUGCUCCUGCUUCGAUGGCUACCGGCAGGACCCCGGGUUCCCGCAGCGCUGCCAGGCCUACUGCGGGCUCGCAGAGUGCCCGGCCGAGUGCGACCCCAACGACCCCGAGGAUUGCCGCUGCCCCAUGGGCUACAUCCUGGACGUUCGGAAGGAGGGCGGAGUCUGCAUGGACCUGGACGAGUGCAACAACUAUUACUGCGAUCAGCUCUGCAAAAACUCCUAUGGCAACUACACCUGCAGCUGCCUCCCUGGCUUCUCAUUGGUCGAGGGCCACGAGUGUGUGCUGGGAACGGUGACCGAGAGCUUCACCUUAAGCUACGUCCCGACCUCUGACCCCGCCCCGCCCAAAACGGCUCGGCUCUCUGCAGGGGGGCUGGUGGCCGUGGUGGUGGCCGUGGCCGUGGUGGUAUUCCUGGCGAUGAUUCUCGUGUAUCACUUCGCCACCCGACGCAGCGAAGGGCGGGCCGCGAGCCCCGGGGGGGCAGGAGCGCACAGCCUGGAGCAAGUGGCCUCGGGCCUGAUCGAGAAAGCGCCGGCCCUGGGGGAGUGAACGCAUGGCGACGCUAAGGAGCGGGGACAUGUGGGUCAGUGGGGCCAAAGGAAAGGGUUCUACUAGACCGACAAAUAAACUGGAAAUGCACCGCUAGAAUGUCAAACGUAAAAUGUAAAUGUCUCAAAUGUUAUACAAAUAAAAAGCUGAAGUGUAAAAAA
Molecule: messenger RNA, 1874 nt
Organism: Gadus morhua (Atlantic cod)
Lineage: Eukaryota; Metazoa; Chordata; Actinopteri; Gadiformes; Gadidae
Product: thrombomodulin-like
Exons: 1
Coding region: 391-1713 (440 amino acids)
Cellular component (GO): membrane
Molecular function (GO): calcium ion binding; transmembrane signaling receptor activity
Source: RefSeq, a predicted model, not a curated record